GAUCAAUAAAUUAAUACUAAUUAGAAUAUUGAACUUUAUAUAUUAACUUCAUUUCUCCAAUCCAAGUUUGGGGAAAUGUAAAAUAUCAUAUAAUAAGAUAAUAAAGGAAAGACGUCAAGUUAGUUAAAUAUAUGGUCACACUCAAGUUCUAAGUCAAUAAUAUCAUAUACUAUAUUCGUUGGAUGUUAUAAUAUACAAUUUUUUCCAGAAUUUUUACUAUAUGUUUUUGUAUAUAUGAUUUUUAUUUUCAUUUAUAAUUUAUUAAUAAUAGAUAUAAAUCAAAAUUUGUAUUCUACGCUAUGUCUUUGCAAAGGAAACGAAAAUACAUCAAUAAUAUAUUACUAUUAGUACAAAUAUAUAUGUAUAAGCUUUACAAAAUAUAUAAUAGCAUAGAUGAAAUUUAUAUAACUCAAUUGCUUACAAUAAAAUAAAUACAUUAUUAACAAAUAGAGUUUAUCUGUCUUUUACAUUUUAAGGUCUAUGUUCAUCUUUACUAAUUUAUGUUUUCGUAUUUCUUAAUUAGAUAUAUUACUGCAUGCGAGUCGUUGUGGCGGAUUCUUGCUUUUCCUACACAUUUCCGUACUACUUCUGUAGAGAAACUUGGCUUUCAUCUUCCGGAUCAGGAACUGGUAUUUUUUGAUGAAGACGAACCUAUUGAGAGUAUUCUCAACAAAAAGACUGUCAACCAAUCCAUGUUUUUGGCCUGGUUCAUAGCAAACAGAAAAUACGCAGAGGCAAGAGAGUUGGCAUAUGCCGAAUUUCCAACAAAAUUCGUUUGGAAAUCAGGUACGAGAGAAUGGGUACCACGGAAACGAGGCUUUGCGAUAGGGAGGAUUGCGCAUAUUCAGCCAUCAGGUGAUGAGCUAUAUUUCUUAAGAGUAUUGCUAAAUUGGGUAAGAGGGCCGACAUCAUACGAGGAUAUAAGAACAGUUGAUGGUGUUUUAUAUCCUACAUACGAAGAUGCUUGCUAUGCGUUGGGAUUGAUGGAUGAUGACAAGGAAUUCAUAGAAGCUAUCAAAGAUGCCAGUGACUGUAGUUCUGCCACGUAUGCCAGGAAGCUUUUUGCGAGAAUGUUGGUUUCCAAAUCUUUGUCUCAGCCUCAUGUUGUGUGGGAAGCUACUUGGGAGUAUCUUACCGACGAUAUUCUUUACAAGAAGCGGCGAGAAACUGGACGACCUGAUAUGAACUUGACCAUAGAGCAGAUCAAAAAUAUUGCUCUUACUGAGAUCGAAAAUCAUUUGCUCAGCAAUGGUCGUAGCCUCAAGAAAUGGCCCCACAUGCCAAAACCAGAAGAUUUUGGCUCUUACAACGGCAAUCGCCUUAUAGAUGAUGAGCUUAAAUAUGUUGUGGAAGAUCAGCUAAAGGAAAAUGAAAGACUUAUGGCGAUGACAACAGAUGAGCAAAGAGGGGUAUACGAACAGAUUCUGGAUGCAGUUUUAAAUGAUAGCGGUGGAGUGUUCUUUCUUUAUGGUUAUGGAGGCACAGGAAAAACCUUUGUAUACAGAGCACUCUCAUCAGCGAUCCUAUCUAGAGGUAUGAUUUUUCUAAAUACCGCAUCAAGUGGAAUUGCAACAUUGUUGUUGGAAGGAGGUAGAACCGCACAUUCCAGAUUUGGUAUUCCGAUAGAUGCAGACGAAUUCAGUACUUGCAAGAAAAUGGAGCCAGGAUCAGAUCGUGCAGAAUUAGUUAAAGCGGCAAAGUUAAUUGUAUGGGAUGAGGCGCCUAUGAUGAGCAGACACUGUUUCGAGACGUUGGAUCGCACUAUGCGUGAUUUUAUAAGAUCUUCUGAAGACAUACCUUUUGGGGGUAAAGUUGUUGUUUUCGGUGGAGAUUUCAGACAGAUUUUACCGGUUAUACCUGGAGGUGGUAGAGCAGAGACUGUUUUGGCGGCUCUGAAUUCGUCAUAUCUUUGGGAGCACUGCAAAGUUUUGAAGCUAACAAAAAACAUGAGAUUGCUGGCUGGUCUUACUGAUGAUGCAGCAAAAGAGCUUCAAUCCUUCUCAAACUGGAUUUUGGAUAUUGGAGAUGGAAAAAUAAAUUUGCCUAACGACGGUCAAGUUGAGAUUGACAUCCCUUUUUAUUUGCUGAUACAAAAUAGUGGAGAAGAUCCUAUUGAGACUAUGGCAAAAGAGGUUUAUGGACAAGCUUUUCAAACCUCGACAGAAAAGGAUUUGUAUAGACAUCGAGCCAUUCUUACUCCCACAAAUGAUGAAGUGGAUAAAAUAAAUGAUUACAUGCUUUCGCAGUUGCCAGGUAACAUGUUUUAUCAUUUAUUCUUAUGUUCAACUAACUUUUUACAUAUCACUAAACAAAAGGAUUUACAUAUGCUUUCAGGAGAAGAGAAGGUUUACCUUAGCUCUGACAGUAUUAUCCCAUCCGAUGUUGACAUAGAAGAAAAUGUAGUAUAUCCUGCAGAGUUUUUGAACAGUGUUAAAGUGGCUUGACUGCCUAGACAUUGUUUGAAGCUCAAGGUUGGUGCUCCUAUCAUGUGUCUUCGGAACAUGGAUGUUGCAGAUGGCUUAUGUAAUGGUACUAGGCUAAUUGUUACUCAGUUACUGCCCCAUGUGAUAGAAGGUAGAAUUAUAACCGGAAACAAAAUUGCUGGACAUCCGGUUUGGAUCCCUAGAGUGUUUGUCACACCACAUGACACAAAGUUUCCCUUCAGAAUGCGUCGAAGACAGUUUCCAGUUACUUUGGCUUUCGCGAUGACCAUCAACAAAAGUCAAGGUCAAACACUGGAAAAUGUUGGGUUGUUUCUGCCUAGGCAGUGUUCUCUCAUGGUCAGUUCUACGUUGCACUUUCAAGAGUUAAGUCAAGAUCUGGAUUAAAAAUUCUAAUAACUGGUAAAGAAGGGAAAACGCACACAAAAACAUUGAAUGUUGUCUACAAACAAGUUUUUCAGAAUAUUUCGUAGUCACGGUACGUAAUUUUAAUCUACUUUCUUUUCAAAUACAAAUUUUUAAGUAUAUAAACUGUUACAAUUAUUUAUUUUUUGUAUUUGCCAGAUUGGUAGUGAUGAGUUAGGAGACCGAUUGUAUUCAGGAGCAUUCCAUUUUCUGACUACUUCGUGUCAUGAUGGUAUGUCAAUUUAAUAUUAUUUCAUGUUAAUUUUUAUUUAGAAACUUAUAAAUCUAUCAAAUAAUGUUA
Molecule: messenger RNA, 3147 nt
Organism: Brassica napus (rape)
Lineage: Eukaryota; Viridiplantae; Streptophyta; Magnoliopsida; Brassicales; Brassicaceae
Exons: 2
Coding region: 501-2444 (647 amino acids)
Biological process (GO): telomere maintenance; DNA repair
Molecular function (GO): DNA helicase activity
Source: RefSeq, a predicted model, not a curated record